This is a messenger RNA of Puntigrus tetrazona (Sumatra barb), 445 nucleotides long. RefSeq names its product pulmonary surfactant-associated protein D-like. Bases 104 to 445 code for a protein of 113 amino acids. The transcript is spliced from 7 exons. The record is from RefSeq and is a predicted model, not a curated record. NCBI's taxonomy places the organism in Eukaryota, Metazoa, Chordata, Actinopteri, Cypriniformes, Cyprinidae.
AGUCUGGUACACAUCAGAAGAAGAAUGGCAAGCUUUUAAGAAAAAGAAAUUCUACAAAAAACUAGUGUCACUGUGGCCGAGAGUGAAGGGAUUACCAGGACCUAUGGGACCACAUGGACAGCCUGGACCACUCGGCCCUCCUGGAGUUCCAGGGAUACAGGGGAGAAAGGGAGAGCGAGGGAAACUCGGAAGAAUAGGACCAGUAGGAAUUCCAGGGUCGCUUGGGAGACCAGGAUCAGAGGGCGCUGCUGGGAAGGAUGGGGAGACAGGCCCUAAAGGACCACCUGGGGAGGAUGGUCCAAAAGGUUAUGUUGCAGAGAAGGGCAGCAAAGGGGAGCUGGGUGAGUGGGGUGAUCUUGGCGAGCAGGGACCUCAUGGAAUCAAAGGAACAAAAGGAGAGAAGGUAAAAUGUUGCUUCUGCUCACCAAACUUUAGAUAUGUAUGA